Messenger RNA from Pedinophyceae sp. YPF-701, 1269 nucleotides. NCBI's taxonomy places the organism in Eukaryota, Viridiplantae, Chlorophyta, Pedinophyceae. The record is from the annotation of a GenBank genome assembly.
AUGCGGCUCCUCGCACGCGGGACGUGGGGCUCGCUAGCUCGCGCUGCGGGCGAGGGCCGCGCGCUUGCUCCGUUUUGCAUCGUCGGGGCGGAUGCAGGUCAGCGGAUGAGCACGGCCGUCACCACGACGGGCGGGAGCCUAGCCAUUCCUAGCCAGGUGACGGACGAGGUUGGCGCGGGGGGCCGCUCCUCCGUCUCGGGCAUCACCGCCACGGUCUUUGGCGCGACUGGGUUCCUGGGCCGCUACAUCGUCAACCAGCUGGGCCGCAUGGGCUCCCGCGUCAUCAUCCCGUACCGCUGCCAAGACACCAAGUUCGCCCACCUCCAGGUGAUGGGAGACUUGGGGCAAAUAGUGCGCUUGCCGCAGUUCGACAUCCGUAGCGACGCCGCCGUGGCCCACGCGAUCCGGAAGUCCAACGUCGUGAUCAACCUGAUCGGCGCGGACGUCGACACGUGGAAGUGGAAGCUCGAGGAGGUCCACACCGACAUUCCCGCCCGCAUCGCGCGUGCGUGCGCCGAGGCCGGCCACGUCGACCGCCUGCUCCACUUCUCCGCCGCGGGCGCCGCCCCGACCGCCACGUCCCGCCGGCUGCGCACCAAGUUCGCCGGCGAGGUCGCCGUCCGCGAAAUCGUCCCGGAGGCGACAAUCCUGCGCCCGGGCCCUGUCAUCGGCUCCGAGGACCGCUUCUCGCGCCGCAUCGCGAAGAUGGUCCGGCAGUGGGGGCCCCUGUUCCCGCUCGUCGACGACGGCCAGCGCCUCGUCCAGCCGACCUUCGUGAAGGACGUGGGCGAGGUGACCAUCAAGGCCAUGCGCGACCCCGCCGCCAUCGGCCGGACGUACGACCUGGUCGGGCCGGAGACGCUCUCGAUGCUCCAGAUGCUCGACAUCAUCUGCGACGCGCUCAAGGAGCCGCGCGCGCACACCCCCGUGCCCCGGGAGCUGCUGUCGCCGACGAUUGGCAAGUUCCACAGCGUCCUGGGGUCCGCGGCGCCCGUGCCGUACUUCAACUCGUGGUUCGCGGCGGACAUGCUCGCGGAGAACGACACGGACCUGGUGGCGGACCCCGCGCACGGGACGUACGAGGACCUGAAACACACCCCCCGGUCUGCCACGUCAGGGCUCCCGCUGGACCACGUGAAGCACUACCGGCUCGGCGGGUACGCCAAGGGGCGCCUGCACAAGCAGUCGGACACGGAGCAGAUGUCGGAGUCGGCGUUCGGACCCAUGGGGAGCAAGCUGCUCAAGUACCCGGGGCUCGACACGUGGUGA